AUGGCAAAAUUUCUGGUUCUUCCUCUAGAUCCUCUCACCAAAAAUGAAUAUACGUUGACGAACUCCUACACGUUCAAGAACGCCAUUCUUUCUCAAGAAUCAGACCUAGUUAUGGCCAGCCUCGAUGUCGAGUCUCUAUUCACAAAUGUUCCUGUUAUGCGUAAACUGUUUCCGGAUCCUAAUACCCUCUUCCAUAAUUUUAACUCGGAUGAUUUUAGAAGAUUUCUGGAACUUGCUGUGCUGGACACAGCCUUUAUUUUUAAUAACACUGCUUUUAAACAAGUUGAUGGCGUGGCGAUGGGUUCCCCUUUGGGUCCAACGUUCGCAAAUAUUUUUAUGAGUCACUUCGAGGAGCAGCUGCUGGACAUCUGUCCUCAGUAUUUACCCUUUAUUCUACAAAAGAUAUUAGAUGAUACUUUUACCUUGUUUUGA
Messenger RNA from Macrobrachium nipponense, 432 nucleotides. RefSeq lists its product as uncharacterized. The record is from RefSeq and is a predicted model, not a curated record. The transcript has a single exon. NCBI's taxonomy places the organism in Eukaryota, Metazoa, Arthropoda, Malacostraca, Decapoda, Palaemonidae. Bases 1 to 432 code for a protein of 143 amino acids.